AUGACACUCGCUGAUAGAGGACGCACAUUUGUGCGUGCCCUAAAAAUAAUAGUCCCCACACAAAUCCUGUAUAAACUUCCCACAUCUCCUGAAUACCUCUUUCAAGAGGAAUCCAUCGCUCAAUGGUGUUCAUGGGGCAAAAACUUGACAUACUACACCAUCAUCGGUUACCUCAGCGAUGUUGUAGUUGGCAUCGGGAAAGGUUUAGUAGAGGGCAUGAAGGAUUCUGAGGCUAGAGACACCAUAAAACUUAUGGUUAUUUGGAAUGAAAUGCGUGGUGGCUGGAUUAGCGGCUGGAUCGUGGUGGGUGGAUUAGUGACUAGAGCACUUUACAAGACGACGGCGGGCCCUAGGUCGGUGGCUGUUGCCGGAGCUAUUGGUGGAAUAGCGGUGGGAUUACCCGUGACGGGGAAGUAG
Molecule: messenger RNA, 417 nt
Organism: Lactuca saligna
Lineage: Eukaryota; Viridiplantae; Streptophyta; Magnoliopsida; Asterales; Asteraceae
Source: the annotation of a GenBank genome assembly